Molecule: messenger RNA, 1074 nt
Organism: Aaosphaeria arxii CBS 175.79
Lineage: Eukaryota; Fungi; Ascomycota; Dothideomycetes; Pleosporales
Exons: 3
Coding region: 171-758 (195 amino acids)
Source: RefSeq, a predicted model, not a curated record
GGCCACUCAUCCCUAUGACAUAAAACUCCCGCCUCUCUUCCCAAAAUUGAUAAAUCCUCGCAGGAACACAUUAUCGGAAGUUCUGGCGCUAUCUCACUACCCCAGAACCGAUUUGCAAUCAGUUACCUACUGUCAGCCAUCCAACCACGCAUAACUACCUAGCUACAACAAUGUCAGCACUACCACCAGUACCCCAGCCGAUCGGAAUCUUUGACCAGUUCAUUGCUCGCCAGCCAGAGACAUUGGUAUUGAAGGAGAAAGUCUUGUCCCUAAGUGGUGACAGCUUCAGCAUUAAACUCACAAAUGGAUCUCCACUAUUCCAAGUCGAGGGCAAGGUCAUGUCCAUCUCCGGUCGCAAGACCGUGAGAGCAAUGGAUGGCACCCACCUGUUUGACAUUUGCAAAGAACACUUCCACCUCCAUACCACCUAUGCAGUCUUAGACCCCAACGACAAUAAAAUCAUGGAGGUCAAGAGCACGCUCGCCUUCUUCGGCAGCAAAGCCCACGGAACGUUCACAUCCAAGAACGGCAAGCAGGAGAAGUUGACGAUGACUGGAAACUUCUUCGAUACGUACGCCGAUAUCACAGACGAGAGCCAGGGCGGCUUGAUAGUAGCACGUAUCGAUCGCAAGCUUCUCAGUGGGAAGGAUAUCUUCUUCGGCCAACAGACGUACGCAUUGAUGGUUGCACCUGGCGUUGACAUGGCACUCAUGGCGGCUCUCUGCAUCUGCAUGGACGAGAAGAACAAUGAUAAGUAAACGUGAGAAGAUAUGACUGUUGCAGGGCACAGUGUGUACGAAUUGUGAUUACGACAAGAGUGACAAAGGUAUUAGAGAUUGGGCGUUCGGCUUUCAUUGUUACCGCAAGAUAUCCUAUGAAUUGAAUGGUCUCCCCUACAGACGGUUUCGUCAUUUACUAUCAUGCUGACAGGUGCGUUUGCACUUAUAUAAUAUACAUUUUUGGUUGAUAGGAUUGAGAUGACGGCUAUCUCUUGUAUACUUGAAGGUAUUCCGCGUGGUUCGAUUGGAAUUCUUUCAUUGAAUAAUUGCAACAUCACCCAAAAACCUAUCCUCC